Messenger RNA from Centropristis striata (black sea bass), 1088 nucleotides. Its product is annotated as P2Y purinoceptor 12-like. Lineage: Eukaryota; Metazoa; Chordata; Actinopteri; Perciformes; Serranidae. Gene Ontology annotation, cellular component: membrane. Gene Ontology annotation, molecular function: G protein-coupled purinergic nucleotide receptor activity. Bases 1 to 1068 code for a protein of 355 amino acids. Gene Ontology annotation, biological process: G protein-coupled receptor signaling pathway. The transcript has 2 exons. The record is from RefSeq and is a predicted model, not a curated record.
AUGGAGAGAAACACAUCUUCCCCCCUCUUCCCCGGCAACCACAGCCUGAGCAACAGCUCGUGUUCCCGGGACAACGUCCUGAAGACGGUGGUGUUCCCCGUCCUCUACUCCUUCCUCUUCCUGCUGGGCCUUCUGCUCAACAGCGUGGCUGUCUGGGUGUUUUUUCGCAUCCCAUCAAAGUCUCACUUCAUUAUUUACCUGAAGAACAUCGUGGUUGCAGAUGUAGUGAUGACCUUCACUUUCCCUUUCAAGGUGCUAUCAGACUCCAACAUGGCGUCGGCGGGGCUGCGUGUGUUCGUGUGCCGGGUCUCCUCGGUGCUCUUCUACCUCUCCAUGUACAUCAGCAUCCUGUUCUUCGGCCUGAUCAGCAUCGACCGCUGCAGGAAGACCCUGAAGCCCUUCAGGGGGACCAACGCAGCGCGCCUCGCCCGCCGUAAACUGCUCUCAGGAGCCGUGUGGACCUUCCUGCUGGCGCUCAGCCUGCCCAACGCCAUCCUGAGCCGCCGAGCCCCGCCCUCGCCGUACUUCAAGUGCAGCGAGCUGAAGACGGAGGCGGGGCUCUACUGGCACGAGGUGGUCAACCACGUCUGCCAGGUGAUCUUCUGGAGCAACCUGGUGACGGUGGUGGUCUGCUACAGUCUGAUCAGCAGAGAGCUGUACCGGUCCUACUCCCGCACCAAGGCCAGCGCUACGGGGACCGAGGGCCAGUCCACCAGGAAACACCCGGCCAAGAGGAAGAUGAACGCCAACGUGUUCCUGGUGCUGGCCGUCUUCUUCGUCUGCUUCGUGCCGUUCCACUUCGCCCGCGUGCCGUACACCAUGAGCCAGACCAGAGGCCUGCUCUUUGACUGCCAGCUCAAACUCUUCUUCUUCCAGCUGAAGGAGAGCACGCUCUUCCUCUCCUCCCUCAACGCUCUGCUGGACCCUCUCAUCUACUUCUUCCUGUGCCGGUCCUUCAGGACCACCCUGUUCAAGACCCUGAAGCUGCCUGAUGGGACCUGCAGCAGGCUGACAGGCAGAGGGACGGACACGGAGACAGGCAGCACGGCCCUGACAGGACCCUCAUGACAUGAUAAAGACUUUUAUAA